GGUCCUUGUGCCCACGAGUUUCUGUCAGUCGGGAGGCCACACUGUGCACCAUGGGUUCCUCUCAGGCACCCGGGUUGGGGCGUGUGGGAGGGCACGGGCUGAUGGCAUUGCUGCUGGCCGGUUUCAUUCUGCCAGGAACAUUGGCUAAGAGCAUUGGGACCCUCUUGGACCCCUGUAAGGACCCCACAAGGAUCACCUCCCCCAAUGACCCCUGUGUCAUUGGAAAGACUGGCUCCAGCAGCUUCGGCAGCCAAGGUGGAUCCAGCAGCUUCAGCAGCCAUGGCGGAUCCAGCAGCUUCAGCAGCCAAGGUGGAUCCAGCAGCUUCAGCAGCUCCCAGGGAGACUCUUCAGGAUCUUUGAUAUAUAAACCAGGAACAGGAUAUUCCCAGAGUAGCUAUUCUUCUGGCUCUGGCUCCUCCCAGUCAGGAAGCAGUGGCUCCCAGUCAGGAAGCAGAGGUUCUCAGUCAGGAAGCAGCGGCUCUCAGACAGGAAGCAGCGGCUCUCAGUCAGGAAGCAGCGGCUCUCGAUGGGUAAGCAGCAGCUUUCAGUACGGAAGCUCAAGCUCAGGGAGCAUCCGGGAGGGACCAGGAAGUGGCUCUGCUCUGCCAACCGAUGACAGAUCUUCAGGCAUCUCCCAGUCUGGAGGUUCCCACGCUUCCCAGAGCAGCAGCUCCAACCUGCGACCCUGUAGCUCCAACGUGCCCGACUCUCCCUGCAGUGGGGGCCCUGCCAUCACACACUCGGGGCCCUACAUCUCCAGCUCCCACUCCGUGUCAGGAGGGCAGAGGCCUGUAGUAGUGGUGGUGGAGCAACAUGGCGCUGGGGGCCCUGGAGCAUUUCAAGGCGUGCCCUGUGCCAACGGUGGCCCCUCGGGCAAGCCCUGCCCCCCCAUCACCUCUGUCCAGAAACCGUACGGUGGCUACGAGGUGGUGGGUGGCUCGGCCAACAGUUAUCUGGUCCCAGGCAUGACCUACAGCGGGGGUAAGAUCUACCCGGUGGGGUACUUCACCAAGGACAACCCCGUCAGGGGCUCGCCAGGGGCCCCCUCCUUUGCGGCUGGGCCCCCAGUCUCCGAGGGCAAGUACUUCUCCAGCAAUCCCAUCAUCCCCAGCCACAGCUCUUCCGUUUCCAACGCCUACCCCUCGGGCCUGGUGUUCCAGCCCGUGGGCACCGGCGGGGUCCAGCCCUGUGGCACCGGCUCUGCCAGCUCUAAGGGGCCUUGCUCUGGUUCCAGAGUUCAGAUCGUCUCCAGCAGCUCCAGCACCUCCUACCACCCCUGCGGCGGGGCUUCCCAGGGGCCCUGCUCGCCUCCUGGCCCCGGCUCCAUCGGAGGGGGAAGCUCCUCCGUCUCCACCGGCAAAAUCGUGCUUCAGCCCUGCGGCGGUCGGCCCAGCUCCUCCGCCUACCCGUGCCUUUCCGUUUCCACCUCCACCCUGAACGGGGCUCUGAACGGCUCCCCUCAGCCUAUCCCCUCGGCCGGUGCCAAGCCCUGUGGCCUCAGCAGCCCCGGGAAGGUGCCCUGCCGUUCCAUCCGGGACAUUCUGGCCCAGGUGAAGCCGCUGGGGCCCCAGCUAGCGGACCCUGAGGUCUUUCUGCCCCAGGGAGAGCCGCUUGACAAGCCGUAA
Psammomys obesus (fat sand rat) is the source of this 1625-nucleotide messenger RNA. It is a transcript of the gene Cdsn, whose product is annotated as corneodesmosin. The record is from RefSeq and is a predicted model, not a curated record. Gene Ontology annotation, molecular function: protein homodimerization activity. The coding region runs from base 51 to 1625 and encodes 524 amino acids. NCBI's taxonomy places the organism in Eukaryota, Metazoa, Chordata, Mammalia, Rodentia, Muridae. Gene Ontology annotation, biological process: skin morphogenesis; cell-cell adhesion. The transcript is spliced from 2 exons.